This is a messenger RNA of Aspergillus ruber CBS 135680, 1527 nucleotides long. RefSeq names its product DUF1479 domain-containing protein. The record is from RefSeq and is a predicted model, not a curated record. The coding region runs from base 1 to 1527 and encodes 508 amino acids. NCBI's taxonomy places the organism in Eukaryota, Fungi, Ascomycota, Eurotiomycetes, Eurotiales, Aspergillaceae. The transcript has 3 exons.
AUGCCGUUACAGAACCCUGCUCGUGCUGUCCUCACUUAUCGAGGGUUGCGCUCCCUCACUUCAUGGCACAACUUGAAACGCUGCUUAGCUACAUCCACCCAGGGUGCUCGCAAAGAAGGUGAUAUUUCAUCUGUCUUCGCAUCGCUGUCUGGGAAAGAAAAGACUGCCUUACCAGAGAGAUUCGCAGAUCAAAAGAAGAGGCUGAUUGCUGGCCGCGAGGACGAGAUUCAGAAGAGUUGGGAUCGUCUCCUGCGCAAACUGAAGGAUGAAGUGAAUUUGAUUGAACAGCGCGGUUCUAAUAUUAUUCCAUCAAUUGACUUUAAAGAUAUUCACAAUGCCCCAGCGGCGUUUCGGGAUGAACUCAGGAAGCGAGGGGUUGCUGUCAUUCGAGGGCUGAUACCUGAACAUGAGGCGAGGGGUUAUAAGGAGGAAAUUGAGGAUUAUGUUAAGGAGAAUCCUGGAACAAAAGCAUUCCCCCCACACGAUCCCCAGGUCUAUGAGCUAUAUUGGUCAAACCCCCAGAUGCGCGCGCGCACCCAUCCGAACAUGCUCGAAGCACAACGCUUCCUCAUGGGUUUCUGGAAAUCCGAUGCACCGGACGCAAUGAUAUCCUCUACACACCCUCUCAUUUAUGCGGACAGGCUUCGUAUCCGCCAGCCAGGAGAUGCGGGGUUUGCACUCGGUCCGCAUGUGGAUGGGGGAAGUUGUGAACGCUGGGAAGACAACGGAUACGGUCGAGGCAAUGUCUACAAGAGCAUUUGGGAAGGCAGCUGGGAGCAGUAUGACCCAUGGGAAGCUAGUUGCCGAGUACCCGUCGAAGCGAAUAUCUACAACGGCUCUGGGGCAUGUUCGAUGUUCCGGAUGUUCCAGGCAUGGUUGAGCAUGUCGCAUUCUGGGCCAAAUGAGGGAACUUUGCUGGUAAAUCCACUUCUUUCAAUGGCUACUGUAUACUUCCUUCUGCGACCGUUCUUCGAGCCUAUCUAUUUGCCGCCAAAGGAUUGCUCGCGAAUGGCACUGGAUACAUUCCUCGAUCCUAAAAAUUGGCGGUUGGAGAAAGAAACAUCAAGCAGACUGCAGGGUGCAACACCAGGAUACGGACAGGAACUAUCAGCAGCGCUUCAUCCUCACCUUGAACUGGAUAAGACAAUGGUCCACGUCCCGAAGAUUGCCCCAGGUGACUAUGUCGCCUGGCACUGCGACACCAUUCACGCCGUUGACAAAGUACACAACGGAUCUGGAGACUCGAGCGUUAUGUACAUUCCCGCAUGCCCCGUUACAGAGGCCAACGCGGCCUAUGUUGCGCGUCAACAAAGUAACUUUGUCGCGGGCGUUCCUCCACCAGAUUUUCCGGGGGGCAAGGGAGAGAGUGAGCAUGUCCGGCGAGCUACGGAGGCUGGUUUGCGAGGACUCACCAGUGAACUGGGGUUGCGAGCCUUCGGUUUUGGGAAGUGGGAUGUUCUUGAAGGAGGUUUAUCACAAGGGCAACGACAGGUUUUGGAGAGAGCGAAUCAGAUUAUGAAUGCUUGA